AUGUAUAAUAUGGCGCGUCUUCACAGGAGUUCCCGUCUAAGGGGAGCGCUCUACGUCUUCAGUGAGUUCGUUGAAACCGCCGACUUCCAUAGUUGAAAGGAACGCAGCAGAAGAGCUAGCCGACGCCACCUUACCGAAGACUUGCUGUUUUAACGAUGGCACAGACAAGUAGAGACUCUAAACUACAACUGGUGACCAGACACAUAAGAGCGUUUCCAGACUUCCCAUGUAAAGGAAUUCUUUUCAGACAUUUUUAACACCUCACUGGAGACAUGCCACAUACCAGCCUGCUUCAAGACCUCUACCAUCAUCCUCAUCCCCCAAAAAAACCAAGGCCCACAGGACACAAUGACUACAGACCUGUUGCCCUCGCCUCUGAGACAUCUGUCCCAUCAUGAAGGAUCCAGCCGCUCUGACAGCAGUGAUGGACCUUUUUGAAGAACACGUGAGACAGAUGCACCCUCAGGUUGAUCUGAUUGUCGGUCUAGAUGCUCGUGGUUUUCUGUUUGGUCCUCUUCUGGCCCAGAGGUUAGGAGCAGGAUUUGUCCUGGUCAGGAAGAAGGGCAAACUGCCGGGACCAACCGUUUCUGUGGUAUACAAUUUGGAAUAUGGCCAGGCUGAAGUCGAGGUCCAAGAGGAUUCAGUCAGUCCUGGACAGAAGGUCCUGCUCAUCGAUGACCUGUUGGCAACUGGAGGGACUUUAAAUGCAGCCUGUGAGUUGAUGACGAGGCAGCAGGCGGAGAUUCUCGGGUGUUUGGUCCUCGUCGAACUCAAAGAUUUAAAUGGAGCAGAAAAAGUCAAACCGCACACCGUCUUCUCUCUGGUGCAGUACUGACCAACUCAACAGACACAAGCAACCAUUGCCGUCAUCUGAGGGCUUUUCUAGCUUUUGCGUCAAGUCUACUUGGUUUAUUAUUAGCUCACUGAAUUUCUCCACUUUGAGGGGCAAUGAAAAACCUUUCAAAUGUUAAUUCAAGUCAGUAAAUUCACUGUCAUCAUUUUAAUUCCUAAACUGAGUUUUCUAAAUGCAGUGGUCUGCUUUAACGGAUCUCAUAAGCUCCUCUGGGCUUGUCUAAAUUAUAAACCUCCAUGUCUUUUAAAUGAGGCUCCUGUGAAGGCAGUACAAUGCAGCUGAAUGAGCCACUGGUACCUUUCAUUUUAUAAGUCCUCAUGUUAACAAGUGGCUCAUGUUUAGCUUGAAAUAAAAGCUUGAACUGUGCUACAAAGGUUUAGCAGCAAGCUCUGAUAAAAACGAAAACUAUUACUAAUUUUAAUUUUCCUGCAGCUUUAUAAAAGGCUGGAGUAAACCUUAAAAUGGGUUCAAAUUAUGAAAUGUUUUUAAUGUAAAAAAAAAAUAAUGGAAGCAAAUUUAUUUUUUCAGCUAAGGUUCAUUUGUCUGCAUGACGCUGUAUAAUGGAAACAUGAGUAAUUAUUAACGGUUUUCAAAUUACUGAAUGCAUUUUUACCAUGACUACCAGUUUAUAAGUCGUGUCAGUUGUAUGUCUUUGUCUUACGUUGAUUCAAGUUGAUUCUCUGGAAUCAACAUUGCUAAUAAGCUUCAGGAUUUUUUUAUGCGUGUUCAGGAAUUGUUCAUUCAAUAUAGGACUAAGGUUUUUGUCUGAGUUAAGAUUCAAUGACUUACUCGUGUUCAAAUUUCUUUAAAUGACAGUAAACGAGGUUCAUGGUAUGGUAGUGCUGAAAUAUGCAUUUCAUGUUGAAAUGAGAAAGUAAUAAACUAAAAGCAGUUUUCAUUUAAACAGUACGUUAAUUUUCUGUUGUGGAUCAUAUGAUAUGAUGUCUAAUGAAACCGAAAUAAAGUCCUAUCUGUGCCACUGAU
Molecule: messenger RNA, 1837 nt
Organism: Lampris incognitus (smalleye Pacific opah)
Lineage: Eukaryota; Metazoa; Chordata; Actinopteri; Lampriformes; Lampridae
Gene: aprt
Product: adenine phosphoribosyltransferase
Exons: 6
Coding region: 395-835 (146 amino acids)
Biological process (GO): adenine salvage; AMP salvage
Cellular component (GO): cytoplasm
Molecular function (GO): AMP binding; adenine binding; adenine phosphoribosyltransferase activity
Source: RefSeq, a predicted model, not a curated record